Molecule: messenger RNA, 496 nt
Organism: Saprolegnia diclina VS20
Lineage: Eukaryota; Oomycota; Saprolegniomycetes; Saprolegniales; Saprolegniaceae
Product: ATP-binding cassette, subfamily C (CFTR/MRP), member 3
Exons: 1
Biological process (GO): transmembrane transport
Cellular component (GO): membrane
Molecular function (GO): ATP binding; ATP hydrolysis activity; ATPase-coupled transmembrane transporter activity
Source: RefSeq, a predicted model, not a curated record
UCGCUGCGCUUCAACUUGGAUCCGUCCGGCGACGCCAGCGACGCGGCGCUCUGGGCCGCACUCAAGCACGUGCAGCUGGCUUCGUACGUCAAGAGCCUUGGCGGCCUCGACUUUGACGUGGCCGAGCGCGGCGCCAACCUCUCGGUGGGCCAGCGCCAGCUCGUCUGCAUUGCGCGCGCGCUUCUCCGGCAGUCCAAGAUUGUCGUUUUGGACGAAGCGACAGCCAACGUCGACGUGGCGUCCGAUCGUCUCAUCCAGGACGCGAUCCGGACGUGCUUUGUCAACGUGACGCUGCUCGUCAUUGCGCACCGGCUCGAGACCAUUUUGCACUGCGACCGCAUCCUCGUGCUCGAGAAAGGCCAGGUCGACGAGUUUGACGCGCCGGCGACGCUGCUCCAGCAACGCGGCACGUUUCACGGGCUCAUGCAGCAGGCCGGCUUGGCAUAGUCUGCGCUGAUUUUGUACUAGUAAAUGCAUGGAUGACUUGAAACGAAAA